Messenger RNA from Brettanomyces bruxellensis, 390 nucleotides. RefSeq lists its product as uncharacterized. Gene Ontology annotation, biological process: protein folding. Bases 1 to 390 code for a protein of 129 amino acids. The record is from RefSeq and is a predicted model, not a curated record. The transcript has a single exon. Lineage: Eukaryota; Fungi; Ascomycota; Pichiomycetes; Pichiales; Pichiaceae. Gene Ontology annotation, cellular component: cytoplasm; prefoldin complex.
AUGGAGCUUCUUCCGAAGGGUCAGAAAAACAGUGCAGAGGUCAGUUGGGAAGAUCAACAGAAAAUCAACGAAUUUUCCACACACAUCAGCAAAAAGGAUAUACUUACAGCAGAACUAGAAAAGCUUCAGACAGAAAAAGAGUACAUCGAUGACUUGUCUAUGGAAAUUGAGCUCAUUGAUGAGGAUGAUAAUGUGGAUUAUAAAAUAGGAGAUACGUUUGUGCUGAUUAAACAGAGUGAAGCCAUGGAACGCCUUGAAAAUCAAAAUGGAUACCUUGAGACGAAAAUUACUGAACUAGAAACGCAAAUCGAGGGUCUUGAUUCAAAGUUAGGAGCUUUGAAGAAGCAAUUAUAUGCAAAAUUUGGCACGGCGAUCAACUUAGAGCGUUAA